This is a messenger RNA of Dentiscutata heterogama, 369 nucleotides long. The record is from the annotation of a GenBank genome assembly. Lineage: Eukaryota; Fungi; Glomeromycota; Glomeromycetes; Diversisporales; Gigasporaceae.
AUGAAUAAUAGUAUAAAUGGUACAAAUGUUAUAAUUGAUGGUAUGAAUAGUGUGAAUAAAGAAGUGAAUGAUACUAUAAAUGGUCAUGUUACUAAUAAAAUGAAUAAUGAUAUGAAUGGUGCAAAUUUUAUAAUUGAUGAUGAUGUAAAUAAAGUGAAUGAUGGAGUUAAUAAUAAUGUUAAUGAUGAUAUAAAUAAUGAUAUGAAUAAUAGUAUUAAUGGUGCAAAUAAUUAUAUAAAUAGUGUGAAUAUUAUGAUUGAUAGUGUGAAUGAUGGUGUUAAUGAUAGUACAAAUAAUGGUAAUAAACAAAUGAGACAAGAGAGUGGUUUAAAUAUUAAUGAGCAAGAAAUUCAACAUACUAAUAUUUAG